This is a messenger RNA of Symbiodinium natans, 1239 nucleotides long. NCBI's taxonomy places the organism in Eukaryota, Dinophyceae, Suessiales, Symbiodiniaceae. The record is from the annotation of a GenBank genome assembly.
AUGCUGAAGGCCAUUAUGGGAGCAGGCGGUUUUGCCUUGCCCUGGGCCUUCGCCCGUCUGGGUCUGGUGGGAGGGGGCGUGGCCCUCUUCAGCUCCGCGGCCCUGGGUCUCAUUAGCAUCCGGGAGCUCGCGGCACUGAAAAGACAAACGGAGAUCCAACAGAACAUGGUCGGGGCCACGUACGUUGACGUAGCUCGCGUGGUGCUUGGCGAGGCUGGUGCAGUGGCCGUGUACGGCCUGUCCAUCAUGUGCUCUGUGGGCGUGACUUCUGCAUACUUGGCUUUCGUGGCAUCCACCUUGCAGUCGCUCUUUCCAGGCAGGAGCUACAGCCACUGCUUGCUGUCCGCGGCGGGUUUUGUGCUUCCCACCACGUGGUUGCGCGACUUUGCCAUGCUCUCCAAGCUAUCGCAGAGUGGCACUUUUGCGGUACUCCUUGGGUACCUCGUCACCAUCCAGUCAGGUUCUUACGCGCAGGCAAAUGAGCCCCUGGCCACGAGGCUUCAGGGGCUCCACUCCAUGAGCCUGGGACCUGAUUCCUGGCAAGAUCUGGCACAGGGCUUCGGGCCAGUGGCCUUCCUCUUCUGCAUCCACUUUCUCCUCUUUCCCGUGAUGACCUCAGCCAGGUCCUCCGCCACGCCGGGGAAGUUUGUGCAGCUGGCUGCUGUUGCAUUCCUUAGCGCCGGGAUGGUGAACGCGAUGUUCGCCUACACUUGCCUGGCGCUCUUCGGAUCUCGCGUUUCUUCCAUCGUGCUAAAUGAUGUUGGCCAGGGCACGCUGUACCUGGUGGCGACGAAGCUCCUGCUCUGUGCGGACCUUCUCUGCUCCUAUCCCUUAGUGUUCGCCGCAGGCCGUGAGAUCGUCGAGCGCUCACUCUUCGAGCCCCAGACCUACCCGAGCUCCCAGAAAGAGGCCCUGAAGGACUCACACAAACUCCCCGGCCUCACCAACAUGGGCCGGGGAGGGGAGGCGGGUCUGCUGGUGGAGCCGAAACGCUGCGGCCUUCGCCUGCUCCUCGUGGCUGCCACGGUAAUCGUGGCACAGCUGGACUUUGCAGCCAUCCUGUCUCUUGUCGGGGGCGUGGCGCAGGUUUGUCUGGCUUUCGUGCUUCCCCCUCUGAUGGCCCUUCGCCUUCUGGGAAGCAUCAUGGGCCGCUGGCGCUUGGCUGCCAACCUCUUUCUUCUCAAGACCGGCGUUGCCGCAGUGAGUUUCUCACUUUUUGCUGGGCUCUCCUCAAACUGA